Molecule: messenger RNA, 813 nt
Organism: Schistocerca serialis cubense
Lineage: Eukaryota; Metazoa; Arthropoda; Insecta; Orthoptera; Acrididae
Exons: 3
Coding region: 1-813 (270 amino acids)
Biological process (GO): sensory perception of smell; detection of chemical stimulus involved in sensory perception of smell
Cellular component (GO): plasma membrane
Molecular function (GO): odorant binding; olfactory receptor activity
Source: RefSeq, a predicted model, not a curated record
AUGCUCGCCACCAUCGCCAUGGGGUUCCUUUUCGCGUACCAGUCGUGGGGUGACUGGGACAGCAUCAUGCUCACGUUCGUCAACACGUUCACUCUGAUCGGCGGCGCCGUCAAACUGGCGCACUUCUCCAGCCACGUCGGCGCCUACCGGCGACUCGUCACCGCACUUCGUGACGUCAUCAGCGUGCAGUGGGCGCACUGCCAGCGCGACGCUGCCUUGAUGGCCAUCUUCACCGGCUCUCACCGGAAGGCCCUGUGGCUGACGUGGGCCCCCAUGGUGUACCUCAACAUCCUGGGCCCCGUCUGGUUCAUGAUGCCCGUAGUGGCCUGGGCAUCGGGCGUUCCCGGCCGCCAGUUCCCCUUCGCCAACGUGCGCGGAGUCGUCAAGACGAAUUUCCCGCUCUACAUCGCCGUCUACUUCAUACAGUGCCACUCAGUUUUCUACUGGAACUUUUUAAGCUUCGGUCUGGAUAUAUUCUUCGUCACGUGCAUGAUAUAUAUAGCUGCACAACUGCGUAUAACGGGAGAGCGACUUUCGACUGUCGGCAGAGGAUCAAAAGACGAGGAAAGUAGAGCUGUGUAUAACGAAAAGUCGCGAUUGCAAAAGUUUGGAGCCAAAUCGUGCAACUCAUCAGAGGCUAGCGGAGGGUCAGAAGAGAUGUACUCGGAAUUGGUGGACUGUGUCAAGGCUCAUCAGCACACACUGAGCUUCCUGCACGUGCUGCAGGACGUGAUGAGCCCGGUGGCGAUGGCGCAGUUCGUGUGCAGCGCCACGGCUGCCUGCAUCACGCUCUUUCAGGCCACGUUCGAAUAA